Messenger RNA from Trichomonas vaginalis G3, 696 nucleotides. RefSeq names its product protein of unknown function, DUF4106 family. NCBI's taxonomy places the organism in Eukaryota, Parabasalia, Trichomonadida, Trichomonadidae. Bases 1 to 696 code for a protein of 231 amino acids. The record is from RefSeq and is a predicted model, not a curated record. The transcript has a single exon.
AUGGCUGCACAACAACAAGAACUAGAUGAGAAGAACCCAUUCUAUGAGUUAGUUGUCAUUUGUAGUACUUCUGGUCAAUUUGACCAAACCGUCAAUUCGUUCAAAGAUAUUAUAAAGAAGUCUAAGUUAGUAUGUAUAAAAGACUCUGAGUUGUUAGAUUGGAUAAAGAAGUACCAAAGAAGGGUUUUGAAGUACAAUGCUAUAAAUGAGUAUAUAAAUUCGAAGUUUAAAGACCCAAAUGAGGAAAUGCAGAGAAUAUUAGAGAAGAAACACUUCAGAAACAAACAGAAAGAGAUAGAAUACAUUUCGAAGAAAUUGCAAUCUUACGAUUGGAAGACUUACCCUCAUAGAUGUCUUCUUAUCUUAGAUGAUUUCGCCUCUCAUCCUUUGUUAAAGAACAGAGAACAAGACAUGUGUCGAAUUCUUAAGAAGCUCAGACACUUUAACAUCUCAGUUGUCAUUUGUGUACAGACAGCCAAGAGUUUAAGUAAGGAUGUAAAGAGAAUACUUACUGACAUUGUACUUUUCCCCGGAUUGUCCGAAGACGAUUUCAUGGAACUUAUGAAAGAGUCCAUGGCAGGUAAGUUUGACAGACAUGAACUAUGGGAGAAGUACAAAGUCAUACAAGACCCUCAUACUUCUUUCAGAAUUCAUAUCUACGCAAACAAAGUUCAAAUUGUAAAAAGUCAAGCGUAA